This is a messenger RNA of Zonotrichia leucophrys gambelii, 2389 nucleotides long. RefSeq names its product chromosome 5 C14orf180 homolog (gene C5H14orf180). The record is from RefSeq and is a predicted model, not a curated record. Bases 104 to 718 code for a protein of 204 amino acids. Lineage: Eukaryota; Metazoa; Chordata; Aves; Passeriformes; Passerellidae. Gene Ontology annotation, cellular component: plasma membrane. The transcript has 4 exons.
AUUCAGGCCCUCUCCCGCUGCCAGAGCAGCCCUGCUUCCAGCUGCACAGCCAGUGUUAUCACUGGGUGCUAUUUUUGGCUCCUGAGUACAUCUCAUCCUUCCCAUGCCAGCCCUGGUACAAAGGACACAAACUCUUCUUCCCCCUCCUCAUCCUCCUCUCCGCUCCCAUCUGCGCGGUGCCGCUGCUGGCUCCAUCCCCCUGCUCAGGGGGCUCCUGAAACUUUUCCCUGCUCCCUCUCAGCUUCUGGACAAGAGGCUUUCCAUCCAAAGCUUCAUGUGGGAGGCUUCAUGUUGGCAUCCAGAGUACAUGUCCCAAGUAUGUCCAGCCUCACUUCCUGAUCCUAGUGCCAAAGAGCUGCAGACAGAUGAGAGCAGCUCUCCUCCUUCCAUACUGAGGAAAAGGCCACCUGUGGACCCAGCUGUGGGGGAGAAGCGGAGAGCAGAGCGCAGGGUUCGGUUUCGUGAGCCAGAAGAAGUCAUUGAACAUGUAAUUUCCUGCUGUGACUACAUAGUGGCAGAUGACAGGACAUCAUCUGGAUUGCCUGUGCUCCUGUGGCUCUUGUUUUGUGCACUGCUGAUCCUUGCUGUGAGUCUCUACUACACCAGCAUGAAGCAGGAUGUCACAGUCCUGGAGGAAUUUCAGUCCCGACUUGUCAUCUUCUUUCUGCACAUAAGACACGUUGCUCAGAGGUGCUGGACUUGGUUUCUGAGGCAGUAGCAGCAUCCUGCAGCCUGACACUGCUGAGAAACAUCAGUGCAAAGCUCUCAGUCUACUGCAGCCACAUGCAAGGAACACAUGAGCAUCCACCUCAAAGAACAAGGAAAUCACCCCUGCUGUGCACCAUCCAGCAAACACUUGCUCUCCUUUUUCCUUCUUUGUUGUUUUCCUUUGUUUCACAUCAAUGAACAUUCAUACUAAUGCCUUGAGGUCCCACCAAACUCAUGCUCCUUCACCCUGAACAGCAAACAAGUAUCUGGAUUUGGUCACCCAGAGUUUAUAAGCUGCUGAUAUGAGGAGCAAAAGCAGAAAGAGGAAUACAUUGAUCUGCGCAGGCAGCAGCAAACUCAGAAGAAAAGUCUUGUGAGUCUUAGGUCAAGACUUUAGAUACCAAACCAUCUUUCUCCUCAAGUCUCCAAGGAAUUACUCUGCAAAGAUUAAAAUAAAGCUGAGCCAUUGCACAGACACUGCUCUGGUGGCCAAAGGCUUGGCAAGCUGCUGUAUUUAUACACCUGAAAUGAUUAUUAGCAAAAUCCCAGCAAGUGGCUUUCUUGUUUCCUUUCACGCAUUUUUUUCAUCCAUGGGCAAAAGCUGGUUCUUAAUGCUUCACUUGACUCCCAGGUGUGAAAAAGAACAUGGAAACUCAUUUAAACAGCAAAUAGUUUAUUUGCCUAACAUAAUAAAUAGCAGCAUUGAAACCCAGGUUAAUCAUCACAACAGUAGUUUAAUUCUCUGGGUUUGAUUCAGUCCAUAAACCCCAGAGGCUGACGUGCAAGAUUUAUGAUAGUGCUUGUAUUCAGACAGAGGCUAUGCCUGAGUAUCCAAGGCCUUAUAUGAUGAUAAUAUGGACUGCUUAUGAAGGUGUUGGAUGCACAGUUCCUUCAUCACUGUCCCACCAUAGUAUGCAUUUCUCUAGAAGGAAUCCUGUUAAUGGAGAUCAUGUGAAACAGCGCUCUGGGUAUCUGAGAGGAGAACAAAUGACUGCAAGUUCAUGAGCUUCAAAGAACCAGCUCAACCAGCUUUUUAGAUCUUAGAUUCUGCUCAGAUAACACCUGAUGUGUGCUUGGGGUUAUUUUGUAUGGUAAGAUUGACAUCAGAACCUGUAAGUAAAAGAAAAAGGGAAAAAAUGUGGGGGAAGGGGAACACUGCAGAGAAGAUAAGAGAUGUCUGCAAGACCUUGGCUUAUAUUCCCCCUGCCAUUGCAACCAUCAAAAAGAAAAAUUGUUGCUUUAUUUCUAGUUAUUUUUUUAACAGAGGGCCAUACAUCUGCCCCAGCAGCCUUCUCCCAAGCAGCCCAAGAACUGGAGAGGACAAACAGGAACACAACCUGCAACCUUCUCUCAGGAGCAGAGGGGGCAGCAGCUUGAUUGAGAACAAGUCAGAAAAAUUGCAGCCAAGACAGAAAGAAAGAAAUGCCUUCAGUGGCUGCUCUCCUGCCUCUCCUAAGCUGUCAAAGCCCCAGGCAGGCAUUGGACACAGCUGGCCUGGGAAGCAGGGAUUGCUCUGGGCUGGGAAGCAGAGGGUGCUGCAGGAACAGGGUUUGGCUCAUGGGCUGUGUGCAGAUCACUCAGGUACCCAAGGGUAAAGGGUGAGUCCCACCCCUGCUUCCCUCCUCUCUACCCUGCCUCAGCCCUGCUGUUUAGGCAAUAAAGAAGAAAGGUUCUAAACCUG